This is a messenger RNA of Aplosporella prunicola CBS 121167, 732 nucleotides long. RefSeq lists its product as uncharacterized. Lineage: Eukaryota; Fungi; Ascomycota; Dothideomycetes; Botryosphaeriales; Aplosporellaceae. Bases 1 to 732 code for a protein of 243 amino acids. The record is from RefSeq and is a predicted model, not a curated record. The transcript has 3 exons.
AUGACUUCAAGCCUACCACCACUGAGUGAACUGGUGGGAUUAUUUCCAGAAGACACCCGCGGCCCAGCAUACAAUCUUGCCUACGUCUACGCCGGAGUAGCGCUGCUCGCAUUUGCCCAAGAGAAAAAGACAUCGUACCUGUGGCAAGAAAUCGCCAACGCGCACGCCACCGACGAGAGCGCCCAAGCGACCGUGGCGCGACGACUGCGAGAAGGGCUGCUGAAAGCUAGUCCGCUGGUCGGCUUCCCACGCAGUAUCAACGGCCUUUCUGCUCUUCUGGAAUCUACGCGGCGCACUUCCCCCACGCUGGCUGCUAGCCUGGAGCAGGAUGCCUCGCUCCGCUCGCCUGUGCCCAAGGCCGAGCGCCAGCAGCGCGGCAAAGCCUUCUUCAGCAGGAUCUAUGCGCAGCAUACCGACCGCGUGCUCCAUGCCAUGAACGCUUCAUCGGGUGGCGACCUGGGUGAGUUUGCCAUCACGUGUAUCUACGGCGACCUCAUGGCCGAGGAGAGUAUCUUAGAUGCAAAAGAGACGGGCCUGCUUGAGUUUGUGGCGUGCUUUGCGUGUCAGGCGGAGAGGCAAGCUAAGGGGCAUAUGUAUGGAGCAAGGAAUUUGGGCGCUUCGGGAAAAGAAAUUACGGGUACGGUUGACUUGGUGAUCCGUGUUGCAAAAGCGCUUGGAGUCGAUUUUGAUAUUGCGGGCAUGGAGUUCGUAGAAAAGGCGAAAGGGUGGUAG